AUGGAAAAGCAUCAUGCAGGAAAAUAUCGCUGUUACUCUUACAACUCUGCAGGUUGGUCAGAACGCAGUGACAUGCUGGAGCUGGUUGUGACAGGAGGGUAUGUGACUCUUCAGUGUGUCUCUCAACAGGCAUAUAACAGCUUCAUUCUAGUGAAGGAUAAUGAGAAGUUCUCCCAGCCUGUGCCCUCACAUGAUAUAUACGCUAAGCUAUCAGGAGCUUGUUUCACAGUGGGUCCUGUGACCCACAACCAGAGGUGGAGAUUUACAUGCUAUGGCUUUUACUGGAGUAGUUCCCAGCUGUGGUCAGUUCCUAGUAAUGACCUAGAGCUCCUGGUCUCAGGGCGAUACAACUAUUACUCAUACAACUUUGCUGGCUGGACAGAGCACAGUGAUACCCUGGAGCUGGUGGUGACAGGACUGUCAAAUAAUCCCUUCCUACUGAUCCUUAAAGGCCCUGUACUGGCCCCUGGAGAGAACCCGAUCCUCAAGUGUUCCUCUGAGAUAAGUUAUGACAGAUUUGCUCUGUUUAAGAACAGGGAAAGUGACCUUAACCAGGUCUCUGUCCAUCAGUCUCAGGAUGGACAUUUUCACCCCAAUUUCACCUUAGGCUCUGUGAAUUCCUCUAAUGUUGGUCAGUAUAGAUGCCUUGGUGCACACAGUUACUCCUCUAAGUGGUCAGCCUCCAGUGAUGAUCCUCUGGACAUCCUGAUCACAGUUAUACCAAAUCUCUCUGUGCAUCCAGGCACUACUGUUUCCUUAGAAGAGAAUUUGACCCUGCAGUGUCAAUCAUCAAUCCCCGUGGAUAGUUUCCUUCUGUUCAAGGAAGUUGCAGCCCAUCCCUAUUUUUAUCAAAAAUCACAGUUUCAAAAUCAGUCAGAAUUCUCCAUGAGUGCUGUGUCCUCAGCUCUUAGGGGUUCCUAUGUAUGCUUUGGUUCCCAAAGCUCCUCCCCUCACCUGUUGUCACACCCCAGUGUCCCUGUGGAGAUCGUAGUUUCAGGUGAGAUAACCCAGACCUCUUUGAGCUCAAUUAAGACAGGAUAA
Molecule: messenger RNA, 1041 nt
Organism: Microtus ochrogaster (prairie vole)
Lineage: Eukaryota; Metazoa; Chordata; Mammalia; Rodentia; Cricetidae
Product: leukocyte immunoglobulin-like receptor subfamily B member 3
Exons: 5
Coding region: 1-1041 (346 amino acids)
Source: RefSeq, a predicted model, not a curated record